CCGGAUCAAUGAGAAGUCGGUGUGGUGCUGUGGGUGGCUGCCCUGCACGCCGCUGCGCAUCGCCGCCACCGCCGGCCACGGGCCCUGCGUCGAGUUCCUCCUGCGCAAAGGGGCUGAGAUCGACCUGGUGGAUGUCAAGGGGCAGACUGCCCUCUACGUGGCCGUGGUCAACGGGCACCUGGAGUGUGCCAAGAUCCUCCUGGAAGCUGGGGCUGACCCCAACGGCAGCCGGCACCACCAGGAAUCUCCCCUGCUGCAUCCACUGAGGCGGGGGGAGGGAAAUGUAGCAAAACUUUUGGUGAAGUAUGGAGCAGACGUGGAUGUGAAUCACCACCUCCCUUCCCGGGACCCCAGCCUCUCCCUGCGGCCCCUCACCACCCUGGUGGUCUGUCCACUCUACAUCAGUGCUGCCUACCACAACCUCCAAUGCUUCCAGCUGCUGCUCCAGGCUGGAGCCAACCCGGAUUUUAACUGCUGUGGGCCCAUCAACAUCCAGGGCUUCUCCAGGGGCUCCCCAGUGUGUGUGAUGGACGCUGUCCUGCGGCACGGCUGUGAAGCUGCCUUUGUCCAGCUCUUGAUUGACUUUGGAGCCAAUCUGAACCUGGUGAAAGUGGAGGCAUUGGGAGUUGAAUCCACUGGAAGGAUCAAAGUCAACCCUGAGGCUAUGGAGGUGUUCAAGGAAGCAAGGGGCCACCCCCGGAGCCUCCUGUCCCUCUGCCGCAUCGCCGUCCGAGGAAUCCUUGGCAAAUCUCGCCUGGAUCUGAUCCAUAUCCUUCCAAUCCCAGACCCCAUUAAACAAUUUUUACUUCACCAACACAGUUAA
This is a messenger RNA of Chaetura pelagica (chimney swift), 823 nucleotides long. It is a transcript of the gene ASB1, whose product is annotated as ankyrin repeat and SOCS box containing 1. Gene Ontology annotation, cellular component: ubiquitin ligase complex. The record is from RefSeq and is a predicted model, not a curated record. The annotation marks the transcript as partial. The transcript is spliced from 5 exons. Gene Ontology annotation, biological process: protein ubiquitination; intracellular signal transduction. NCBI's taxonomy places the organism in Eukaryota, Metazoa, Chordata, Aves, Apodiformes, Apodidae. Gene Ontology annotation, molecular function: protein binding.